Penicillium oxalicum is the source of this 1125-nucleotide messenger RNA. RefSeq names its product fatty acid alpha-hydroxylase. The record is from RefSeq and is a predicted model, not a curated record. The transcript has 3 exons. Gene Ontology annotation, biological process: lipid biosynthetic process; fatty acid metabolic process. NCBI's taxonomy places the organism in Eukaryota, Fungi, Ascomycota, Eurotiomycetes, Eurotiales, Aspergillaceae. Gene Ontology annotation, molecular function: heme binding; iron ion binding; fatty acid 2-hydroxylase activity. Gene Ontology annotation, cellular component: endoplasmic reticulum; membrane. The coding region runs from base 1 to 1125 and encodes 374 amino acids.
AUGCCAGGUCGAACCCUGCCGACACUUACGCCGGCACAGGUAGAAUCGCACAACACCGCAAAAUCAUGCUACAUCACGAUCGGUCGCAACGUCUACGAUGUCACAGAUUUUGUUGAGGACCAUCCAGGUGGCGGUGAUCUGAUUCUGGAGUACGCUGGCAAGGACGUGGAGGAGAUCAUGAAGGAUGAGAUCUCUCACGAACACUCGGAGGCUGCCUAUGAGAUUUUGACCGAUUAUCACGUUGGAUUUCUUGGUCCAGAGGCAACUGGAAAAUCUCUGGCAAACGUUCGUGCCGACGGCGGUGCCCCGGUGCAGCCUGUGUAUGCAAGCACGGGGAUGUCCCGGGAGGAGGACUUGUCGAUCGAUACGGACUACACCCAGGACUACAAGACAUACAAGUUCCUGGACCUGAAUAAACCGCUUUUUGCGCAGCUUUGGUACGGCAAUUUCUCCAAGGAAUUCUAUCUCGAGCAGAUCCACCGCCCACGACAUUACAAAGGUGGUGAUUCCGCUCCACUCUUUGGCAAUUUUCUCGAGCCUCUCACAAAGACCGCUUGGUAUGUGGUGCCGCUCGUCUGGCUGCCGCUCAUCUUCUACGGCACUGUGAUUGCAUCAAGGGGCCUUGGAGAUCCGAUUCCGGCCGUUGCAUACUGGGUUGGUGGGCUCUGCAUUUGGACUUUGGUCGAAUACGUCCUGCACCGCUUCCUCUUCCACCUUGAUGAGUGGCUCCCGGACAACCGGGUUGGAUUGACUCUUCAUUUCCUUCUUCAUGGUAUCCAUCAUUACCUGCCCAUGGAUCGUUAUCGUCUGGUCAUGCCUCCCACACUCUUUGUGAUUCUCGCUUUACCUUUCUGGAAGCUGGCCCAUACUGUCUUCUUCUACAACUGGUUUGCGGCUACACAAGUGUAUUGUGGUGGCAUCUUUGGUUACGUCUGCUAUGACCUGACGCACUAUUUCAUUCACCAUCGCAACCUUCCCUUGUACUACAAGGAGUUGAAGAAGUACCAUCUCGCGCACCACUACGCCGACUACGAGAAUGGAUUCGGCGUGACAAGCCGAUUCUGGGACCGAAUUUUCGGGACCGAGUUGGAUACUCCAGUGCCCAAGGCUGUCAAGGCCCAGUGA